Molecule: messenger RNA, 1906 nt
Organism: Patella vulgata (common limpet)
Lineage: Eukaryota; Metazoa; Mollusca; Gastropoda; Patellidae
Product: inosine-5'-monophosphate dehydrogenase 1a
Exons: 12
Coding region: 743-1906 (387 amino acids)
Biological process (GO): GTP biosynthetic process
Cellular component (GO): cytoplasm
Molecular function (GO): IMP dehydrogenase activity
Source: RefSeq, a predicted model, not a curated record
ACGUUGAAUUAAUACGGAUCCAGAGGUAGCUGUUUUAAACGAUUCGAACGAUUGCAAGGGUUGUUUUGUUCAAGAAACGUACUAUAUGGACACAAGAACGAACAGUCACAGAAACUACAUGUCCUUGAAUAUUUAAAGUUAAUAAAAAAAAAAGAACGGAGAAUAUUGACAUAGAUUUUAUUUUGUAGGAUUCAGUGCGAUAUUUUAUAUAUGUUUUAGUUCUAGGCGACAAGAGAAAUAAUCGACUUGGCUAACUAUAUAUUCACGGGGAUCGUACCACUAUAGAUUAUUUCAAUCGUUGAUGAUUUAUGAAAAAUAGGCUUCGUGGUCCAUUUCGGUGGUGAUCCCAAACAAGAGAAAAAUACUUCUUAUUCUUCCAAGAUAGGGCCGAACGUCCGCUUUCCCGGAGUGUAGUGUCGCAGACUAGACUUGUUACUGAACUUUAUAAUAUAGACCAACGCGUUUUUGAAAUCCUGGGGUCACCGCAUCGUUUUCUCUUCAAAUAACUGAAGCGCGGCGACUGGUUUGUUUUGUGGGUGUGGCCAGAGACAACUUUCACGGUUAUGUGAUAAACAUAAAGCAGACAGUACAGUGAAACUCGGAUUUGAUAUUUUGAGGGAAUUAAUGUAUAAAACGAUAUAGUGUACUCCCCAAGAUUAUUCUACUUGUGAUAUAGACAAACAUUAGAAACUGUAUGACGUCAUUCGCUAUUUUGUACAGCACGAGUGAAGAGGUGUAUUAGAUGUCGUCUGCUACAGGCCCAGGUAGAUCUUCCGGUCACGAAGCGGUCGGGAAAAGGUGUAACAGUCGGUUUCAUCAAACAGGUUGCGAUAAUUGCAGUAUGGCUGAUUAUCUUAUUACCGGUGGUACAGGGUAUGUCCCAGAUGAUGGUCUAACAGGAGCGCAGCUUUUUGGCGGCGGAAGUGGCAUGACAUACAAUGAUUUCCUUAUUUUACCAGGUUUUAUUGAUUUUUCUGCAGAAGAAGUGGAGUUGACGUCAGCUUUGACGAAAAAGAUAACUUUAAAAGCACCAUUACUGUCUUCACCCAUGGAUACAGUUACAGAAUCACAGAUGGCUAUAGCGAUGGCUCUAUGUGGCGGCGUGGGUGUUAUACAUCAUAAUUGUACACCCGAGUUUCAAGCUAAUGAAGUUAGAAAGGUCAAGAAAUACGAACAAGGGUUUAUUUUAGAUCCAGUAGUUAUGUCCCCUAGUCACACAGUGAAUGAUGUUCUAGAGGCCAAGAAAAGAUAUGGAUUUUCAGGAAUACCAAUAACUGCUAAAGGUCACAUGGGUGAGAAAUUAGUAGGCUUGGUUACCCAGAGAGACAUAGAUUAUUUAUCUCAAGAUCAAUACCAGACACCUAUAUCAGAAGUAAUGACGACAUAUGAAAAUUUAGUUGUAGCUAAAGCAGGUGUAAAUUUAAAAGAAGCUAAUCAUAUUUUACAACAAAGUAAAAAAGGUAAGUUACCAAUCGUCAAUGAAAAUGAUGAAUUGGUAGCAUUGAUAGCACGAACAGACACAAAGAAAAAUAGAGAUUUCCCUCUAGCAUCUAAAGAUGAAAGGAAACAGUUAUUAGUAGGAGCAGCAGCCAGUACACAAGAAGAUGAUAUCCAUAGAAUAGAUCUACUUGUACAAGCUGGGGUAGAUUUUAUUGUUCUAGAUUCGUCACAGGGUAAUUCUAUAUAUCAGAUAAAUACAAUACGUUAUAUAAAACAGAAAUAUCCUGGUGUACAGAUUAUUGGUGGUAACGUUGUGACAGCAGCACAAGCGAAGAAUCUGAUAGAUGCCGAUGUUGAUGGGUUACGAGUGGGUAUGGGUAGUGGUUCUAUCUGUAUUACACAGGAAGUAAUGGCAGUGGGUAGACCACAGCUGUGUAUUGUGUAUUACAGUAGUGGCGGUGGGUAG